GGCCUCACCGGCCAGCCGAAAACGCAAAAUUCAGUUCGUGCUGUAUCCGUACUAUUCGGACGACGUCUAGCGUCUGUUCAUCAGUCGAAAGGCAGAUUUUACUCCUCAUCAGUGAAUUCACCGUCUAAAAUGGUUGCUGACGAUCUGAAAGAAAAUGUUCCGCUUCAAAAGGAGGCUAAAGAUAUCGCAUGGCAGACGGAUUUGAGCCAUGGGCCCGAAUUCAAUGUCCAAAAACGCAUUCGACAUGUGGGACAGCUUGCGUACAAGGCUGAUAUCGCUCAGAAGGAUCCAACACCUAUCAAAAUUACUCUCCCUGAUGGCAAGCAGUUCGAUGCUGAAGCGUGCGCUGAGAAAAUCUCCAAGGGUCUAGCCGAGAAUACUGUGAUUGCUAAAGUCAACGGAGAGGUGUGGGAUCUUGAUCGACCAUUCGAGGGCGAUGCUACCUUACAACUGCUGAAGUUCGAUGACGACGAAGCGAAACAGGUGUUCUGGCAUAGCUCAGCCCAUGUCCUCGGAGAAGCGAUGGAGCGCUACUGCGGUGGACACCUUUGUUAUGGGCCACCCAUUGAAGAGGGUUUCUAUUACGAUAUGUGGCAUGAUAAUCUAACCAUUUCGAAAGAAGAUUUCCCAAAUAUCGAUCAAAUCGUAAAAUGCGCCAUCAAGGAUAAACAGCCGUUUGAGCGUUUGGAAAUGACGAAAGAAGAUCUCUUGGAGAUGUUCAAGUAUAAUGAGUUUAAGGUGCGCAUUAUCAAAGAGAAAAUUCAAUACCCCGAAAACAACUGUAUACCGCUGUGGUCCCCUGAUCGAUCUUUGCCGUGGCCCGCAUGUGCGACACACAGGAAAAAUCAAGUGCAGAUAAUUCUCUCUUUGAAGGCUAUGCAAAUCACCAAAGCGUCGGCGUCAUAUUGGGAAGGAAAAGCAGAUGCUGAGAGCUUGCAGCGAGUUUAUGGAAUUUCAUUCCCUGAUCCGAAGCAACUGAAAGAGUGGCAGAAGUUCCAGGAGGAAGCAGCUAAACGCGACCAUCGUAAGCUUGGACGAGACCAGGAGCUGUUCUUUUUCAACCCUCUGUCGCCUGGAUCUGCCUUUUGGUAUCCAAAAGGUGCUCACAUUUACAACACUUUGGUGAAUUUCAUUCGGAAAGAGUAUAGAAAACGUGGCUUCACUGAGGUUAUCACACCAAAUAUGUACAACAGCAAACUAUGGGAAACAUCAGGGCACUGGCAACACUACGCAGAUGAUAUGUUCAGGUAG
This is a messenger RNA of Cooperia oncophora, 1251 nucleotides long. The record is from the annotation of a GenBank genome assembly. Lineage: Eukaryota; Metazoa; Nematoda; Chromadorea; Rhabditida; Trichostrongylidae.